AUGAGAGAGCUCGUCAACAUUCCACUGGUACAUAUUCUUACUUUGGUUGCCUUCAGCGGGACUGAGAAACUUCCAAAAGCUCCUGUCAUCACUACUCCUCUGGAAACAGUGGAUGCCUUAGUUGAAGAAGUGGCUACUUUCAUGUGUGCGGUGGAAUCCUAUCCCCAGCCUGAAAUUUCUUGGACCAGAAAUAAAAUUCUCAUUAAGCUCUUUGACACCCGGUACAGCAUUCGAGAGAACGGGCAGCUCCUCACCAUCCUGAGCGUAGAAGACAGUGAUGAUGGCAUCUACUGUUGCACAGCCAACAAUGGCGUGGGGGGCGCCGUGGAGAGCUGUGGGGCUCUGCAAGUGAAGAUGAAGCCAAAAAUAACUCGUCCUCCCAUAAAUGUAAAAAUAAUAGAAGGAUUAAAGGCAGUUCUACCAUGUACUACAAUGGGCAAUCCCAAACCAUCAGUGUCGUGGAUUAAGGGGGACGGUGCACUCAGGGAAAAUUCCCGCAUUGCAGUUCUUGAAUCUGGGAGUUUAAGGAUUCACAAUGUGCAAAAGGAAGAUGCAGGACAUUAUCGAUGUGUGGCAAAAAACAGCCUCGGGACGGCAUAUUCCAAAUUGGUGAAGCUGGAAGUUGAGGAAGAAAGUGAACCUGAACAAGAUACUAAAGUUUUUGCCAGAAUCCUGCGGGCUCCUGAAUCCCACAAUGUCACAUUUGGCUCCUUUGUGACUCUGCGCUGUACAGCAACAGGCAUCCCUGUCCCCACCAUCACCUGGAUUGAAAACGGAAAUGCUGUUUCUUCUGGGUCCAUUCAAGAAAGUGUGAAAGACCGAGUGAUUGACUCAAGAUUGCAGCUGUUUAUCACUAAGCCAGGACUCUUCACAUGCAUAGCUACUAAUAAGCAUGGAGAUAAAUUCAGCACUGCAAAGGCUGCAGCCACCAUCAGCAUAGCAGAAUGGAGUAAACUACAGAAAGAUAACAAAGGCUACUGCGCCCAGUACAGAGGGGAGGUGUGUAAUGCUGUCCUGGCCAAAGACGCUCUUGUUUUCUUCAACAAUUCCCAUGCAGACCCUGAGGAGGCCCAAGAACUACUGGUUCAUACCGCCUGGAAUGAACUGAAAGCAGUGAGCCCAUUUUGCCGGCCAGCUGCUGAGGCUUUGCUGUGUAACUACAUCUUCCAAGACUGCAACCCUGGGCUAGUGCCUAUUCCUACACCCAUUUGCAGAGAAUAUUGCCUGGCAGUAAAGGAGCUCUUCUGUGCAAAAGAGUGGCUGGCAAUGGAAGAAAAGACUCACAGAGGACUCUACAGAUCUGGGAUGCACCUGCUCUCUGUGCCAGAUUGCAACAAGCUCCCCAGCAUGCACUGGGACCCCAUGGCCUGCACCAGACUGCCAUAUUUAGCAUUCCCACCCAUGACAUCCUCAAAGCCAAGCGUGGACAUUCCAGACUUGCCUUCCUCUUCCUCUUCCUCCUUCUCUGUCUCACCUACAUACUCCAUGACUGUAAUAAUCUCCAUCAUGUCCAGCUUUGCCAUAUUUGUGCUUCUUACGGUAACUACUCUUUAUUGCUGCCGAAGACGAAAACAAUGGAAAAAUAAGAAAAGAGAAUCUGCGGCAGUAACCCUCACUACUCUUCCUUCUGAGCUCUUGCUAGACAGACUUCAUCCCAACCCCAUGUACCAGAGGAUGCCACUCCUUCUCAAUCCCAAAUUGCUCAGCCUGGAGUACCCAAGGAAUAACAUUGAAUAUGUGAGAGAUAUUGGAGAGGGAGCAUUUGGAAGGGUCUUUCAAGCAAGGGCUCCAGGCUUACUUCCAUAUGAACCUUUCACAAUGGUGGCAGUGAAGAUGCUCAAAGAAGAAGCCUCAGCAGAUAUGCAAGCAGACUUUCAGAGGGAGGCAGCCCUCAUGGCAGAGUUUGAUAACCCUAACAUUGUGAAACUCUUAGGCGUGUGUGCAGUCGGGAAACCCAUGUGCCUGCUCUUCGAAUACAUGGCCUAUGGCGACCUCAACGAGUUCCUCCGCAGCAUGGCCCCGCACAGCGGGUGCAGCCUCAGUCACGGCGACCUGUCCGGGAGGGCCCAGGCGUCCAGCCCUGCCCCGCCGCCCCUCUCCUGCGCCGAGCAGCUCUGCAUCGCCAGGCAGGUGGCCGCCGGCAUGGCUUACCUCUCGGAGCGCAAGUUUGUGCACCGGGAUCUGGCCACCCGGAACUGCCUGGUGGGCGAGAACAUGGUGGUGAAAAUCGCCGACUUCGGCCUCUCCAGGAACAUCUACUCGGCGGACUACUACAAAGCCAACGAAAACGACGCCAUCCCCAUCCGCUGGAUGCCCCCCGAGUCCAUUUUCUACAACCGCUACACCACCGAGUCGGACGUGUGGGCCUACGGCGUGGUGCUGUGGGAGAUCUUCUCGUACGGCCUGCAGCCCUACUACGGCAUGGCCCACGAGGAGGUCAUCUACUACGUGCGCGACGGCCACAUCCUCGCCUGCCCCGAGGACUGCCCCCUGGAGUUGUACAACCUGAUGCGCCUCUGCUGGAGCAAGCUGCCCGCCGACAGGCCCAGCUUCGCCAGCAUUCACCGCAUCCUGCAACGGAUGUGCAAGAGGGCGGAGGGGACGCUGAGCGUCUGA
This is a messenger RNA of Neomonachus schauinslandi (Hawaiian monk seal), 2616 nucleotides long. It is a transcript of the gene MUSK, whose product is annotated as muscle associated receptor tyrosine kinase. Gene Ontology annotation, cellular component: signaling receptor complex. Gene Ontology annotation, biological process: protein phosphorylation; multicellular organism development; cell surface receptor protein tyrosine kinase signaling pathway. Lineage: Eukaryota; Metazoa; Chordata; Mammalia; Carnivora; Phocidae. The record is from RefSeq and is a predicted model, not a curated record. Gene Ontology annotation, molecular function: transmembrane receptor protein tyrosine kinase activity; protein binding; ATP binding. Bases 1 to 2616 code for a protein of 871 amino acids. The transcript is spliced from 15 exons.